UUUCUCCCAACCAAUAAAAAUCAUGGCCCCCAAAUCUGUCCACACUCUCCUCGCCUCUCUCGCGCUUCUCGCAAUCGCGCAUUCCGCCUCCGCCGCUCGUGGCCCACUCGCCGGCGGCUGGACCCCGAUCGCGGAUCCAAACGCACCGGAGAUUGUGAAAUUGGCGAAAUUCGCGGUGGCGCAGCAUAACUUCGAGGCGAAGACGGGCUUCGCUUUGAAUUCCGUGUUGAAGGCGGAAUCGCAGGUGGCGAAUGGUGUGAAAUACAGGCUGGAGAUGGACGUCGGCGGCGGCAGCGGCCCUCCCCCCUAUAUCUACUCCGCCGUCGUAUGGACCAAGCCUGCGAUGGGAGUCCAGCAGCUUGACUCCUUCGACCAAAUUAUUAAAGCCUAAAAUAGUAGUAAUAAAUUAAAUCUGGUGUUUGGAUGCGUGUAAAUAUGUUGAGGAUAGUUGUUGAGUUUCAAAUUUGAUGCAUACUUUAAUUCUAAUGUUUUUACCCA
This is a messenger RNA of Salvia hispanica, 498 nucleotides long. The record is from RefSeq and is a predicted model, not a curated record. NCBI's taxonomy places the organism in Eukaryota, Viridiplantae, Streptophyta, Magnoliopsida, Lamiales, Lamiaceae.